Molecule: messenger RNA, 1311 nt
Organism: Bubalus bubalis (water buffalo)
Lineage: Eukaryota; Metazoa; Chordata; Mammalia; Artiodactyla; Bovidae
Product: cystatin-8
Exons: 3
Coding region: 474-911 (145 amino acids)
Cellular component (GO): cell surface; cytoplasm; extracellular region
Molecular function (GO): cysteine-type endopeptidase inhibitor activity
Source: RefSeq, a predicted model, not a curated record
CCAGACUAAGGCAUUGACGCAGCUGAGAGUGCUGGGUUCGUAGGAGAACUCUGGAACUAGGUCAGAGCCCAACUCCCCAGGACGGGGAGCCGGCCGGAAAGGGAGCCAGAGUAGGAAACCUCAGGCCGCCACACCCUUCACAGCCACCUCUUACAAGCCAGAGACGCAGAAACAGGAGGCACACAGGGUAGGUGUGGACCCAGGGCUCUAAGUGAGCUCCCUGGAGGAGCCACCCAAGAGGAGCAGGGCAGCAGGCAGGUGGGGAUUCUGACCUGGCUUCUCAUGGGUGGGGCUCCUUGGAAGACAGGGAUAGUCCCACCAGCUGACCCUGAUGCUUUUGUCUUGAUCUGAGCUGAUUCUUUCUGGGUAAGAUCUCUGGAAACUGUCGUGCCAGCAGCGGCCACCCCACACCACUUGCAGCUCCUUCCCUGGGAGGACAGAGACAUUCACCUGUGUCCCCGAAAGAAGGGACCAUGACCAGACUCUGGGGGACCUGCCAGCUCCUGCUUGCCCUCCUGGUGGCCCUGGUGGCCCUGGGGGGCAACACGCUUGUAUACAAGGACACGGACAAGGUCUUGUGGGAAUUAAAGAACGUCAGCAGCACAAGCGGCAACGUGAAGCAGUGUCUGUGGUUCGCCAUGCAGGAGUACAACAAGGAUAGCGAGGACAAAUUCUUCUUCCAGGUGGUCAAGGUGUGGCAGGUGCAGAUGCAGGUCACAGAUCGUCUGGAAUACUUUAUUGACGCUGAAAUCUCCCGCACCAACUGCAGAAAGCUUCCAAACAGUAACGAGAAUUGCGUGGUUAAGAACACCUCCAAACUGGAAAAGAGACAAAUGUGCACCUUCUGGGUGGGCGCACUCCCAUGGCACGGCUAUUUCACUGUGAUGAAGAAGCAGUGUGUGGACAUCUAGAGGCUCUGGCGCCCCGCCACCACCCCUCGCUUUGUGAAGAAGUGAUGGCCCUGUGAGCCGUUACCAACAUGUUUUCCUCACACAUGUGUCCCUGCUUGCUGUUCUACUUUCUAGUUUCUUACUAUGUGGUAAUGAAAGGUGGGCAAGACCCAUGCCUCCUUCCUGGCCUCACAGGAGACCACUUGCCUUUGGCUGACAUGAUGGCAUGCCACUAGGAAUAAGGAACGUUUGUCCCUCAGCACAAAGGGUGGAGUGAGGGCUGAUUCCAUUUUCCACCGCACACUUGGGAAGGAAUCGCUUUUUGAUUGGAUAACACCCCUCACACACACACGCAGACGUACACACACAGAGGGCUGAAUACAGUGGGUGCUAACUCACAGGUUCCUUCUGGGAGCCUCAU